Molecule: messenger RNA, 1240 nt
Organism: Arachis stenosperma
Lineage: Eukaryota; Viridiplantae; Streptophyta; Magnoliopsida; Fabales; Fabaceae
Product: transcription initiation factor IIF subunit alpha-like
Exons: 5
Coding region: 501-1001 (166 amino acids)
Biological process (GO): positive regulation of transcription elongation by RNA polymerase II; transcription initiation at RNA polymerase II promoter
Cellular component (GO): transcription factor TFIIF complex; nucleus
Molecular function (GO): TFIIF-class transcription factor complex binding; RNA polymerase II general transcription initiation factor activity; DNA binding
Source: RefSeq, a predicted model, not a curated record
AGACUGAGAUUAAAAGAGAAACCUGUGUCUAAGAGUGGAUAAAAAAUUCCAAAUUUUGAAUUUUAAACCAAAUUUAAAUCAAACCAUUAAAAAAAAUUAAUUUUAAAUAAAAAAUUCAAACUAAAUUAUAUUUAUUUUAUAAUUUAGAUCCAAAUUAAGAUUCAAAUCUCAAAAAAACCCUAAUUCUGAAUUUCCGGUUCCUCUUCUCCUUCGCCUGGGCACUGGGCAGUCUCCGCCGCACCCGGCACCGGAGCAAGCAACUGGCACCGGUACCCUAUUGUCUCAUUCAACGUUGAACGGGCCUCACUUCUGUUUCUCUUCUUCUGCCUUUGGUCUUCUUCGCCGUCGUCUUCACCGUCGCCGAUCGCCGUCACAGGUGUGGGCUUCCGGUUCUUUUGCUUUCCAUUCGCCUCUGCUCGUGCUUCUUGCCUCUGGGUCACAGCCUCAUACGGGAUUGCUCAGCAGGGUUGGGAUCCUCUUCGGGUGCUGCUGAGAGCAAGAUGACUGAAAACAGUAAUAUUGAAGCAGCAGGGAUGUCCGCUAGUACUCAACCAUCUUCUCCACCGUCAGGUGUUCGUAAGAAUCGGUCAGCUGUCUGUGAUCAUUUUGAUGUAGAGAAUGCUAUCGAGAAGAUGAAGUUGCAAGAUUUUCUCUCGGUAAAUUGUGGUAGAGAACAAAAGUCAUCCGGUAAAGAUGUACACGGGACUGCUUCUAAAAGUAAUGCAUCAGCAAAAGGUUCGGCCCCACCACUGCCAUCAUCAUCAUCGUCAAAAGCUGGGACUUCCACUGCAGCUUCUGGACCUGUGAGUGAAGAAGAAAUCAGAGCUGUGUUAAAGCAAAAGACUCGAGUGACCACACAGCAUCUUGUAGCUAAAUUUAAGGCAAGACUAAGAUGUAAAGAGGAUAAGUAUGCAUUUGCAAAGAUCCUGAAAAGAAUAUCUAAAAUACAGAGAAAUCCAACUUCAAAUAGAGCCAGUUAUGUUAUCCUGAGAGAUAAGUGAAAAUCAACUGCCCCACCUAUUGAAUGUGGUUGAUGAUGUAGCAUUCAAACGGAAAAAAUGGAUCCAGUUCUGUUGUCCUGAGAGAUGGCUGUAAAUGUAUUAGCCCAAUAAUUGGCUGCGACUGAUGAUGCAGCUUCAUAUAGAAAACAAAAGAACAGUUGAUACUUAAUAUGCCUUGUAAAUUCUUCACUUUUUGGACAUCAUUAUGACUGGUUUUCUAUCAAUUAAGUUUUUUCUAA